UUUGUCUUUCUCAGAUGGACAAAUGUCUUCCCAAUGCGACGGAACAACUUUUCUUGUAUAGACGCUGAGCUCUCACAUUCUUCAAAAGAAAGUCUUUUUGUGGAUUUUGCAUUUCAUGCUGAAGUUUCUGAUGAAGCUGUAUAUUCUUUAAGUGUUUGUGUUCCACCAUUUGUGAUAUUAAUAAGUGAAAUAGGUAUGUGGGCCUUUAGUUCGGAACCUCAACGUUCUAUUACUAUUCUCUGUGCUGCUUGCAGGCUUCCACAGAUUAUUCGAAGAAUUUUCCGAUUCAUAGGCGUCUUUCUCUUCGGUGCCAUGGCAUUGAUGGUAUUCACAGAUGUCAUCAAAUUAAUGACGGGGCGUUUACGGCCGAAUUUCCUUGAUAUCUGCCAAGUAAAUCGGUCGAAGUGCUUCUUGCAAAAUCAGAGUGGAGGAGAUGAGUUGUGCCUGGUCAAAAAUAUGUUACACCUCCGCAAUGCUCGAACUUCAUUUCCCUCAAUGAAUGCAUGUUUAACUUCAUAUGCAGCUGUCUUCCUUGUGAUCUAUAUACAUUAUGGUGUUGGCACCCACACCUUAAAACUUGUACGAGUAUUCUUGGCCAUGAUAUUCUGUAUGAUGUCUCUACUUUGUGGAUUAGUAGAAAUUGGACUGUUCCGAAGUUACUGGACAGAUGUCGUUGCUGGCUUUGGAAUGGGUGUUCUCAUGGCUGCCUACCUGGGUGGAUUUGUGCUACAUAAUUUCAGUGAACACACAUUGGACAAAAAACUGCUCCGAGCACUGAAAACAUAUUUGUUGCAACAUGGAGGGUCAUCUGGACGUCCAGGGAACAUGAGGUAUGAUCCACUGUUUGGUGGUUCUGGCUUCCAUAUUCCUCGUGUACAUGUCCCGCUGUUUGCCGACGAAAGCAACCACAAGCAUCGGACACAUAGACCCCAAGAUACAUUCCAAAGGGAUCUAUCACAUGUUGUUGAACAUUAUCGCCGUGGCUCUCCAACCCAGGGUAGCACUCACAUGUGAAUGUACCCAUUCAUCAAAGAGGCACCAAAACGUGAAUGAAAACUCACGCUAACUUACACAUACCACAUAUUAACACUCACACACACAAUCACACAUAUAUAUAUGUAUAUAUAUAUAUAUAUGUAUAUAUACACAGACGUUAUUACAUGAACAUGCACAUACACACACACACUCUUUAAUAUUGACACAGUUUCUUUGGGAGAAAUAAUUGGAAACCAAUAAUCAAAUCAAAUACAUAUUUUUUUCUCUGUGUGUAUGGUUGAUUUUUAUUUCAUUUUUUUUUUAUCUAUUAUUUUUUUUCUUUCUAUAUUAUUAGAAUCAUUACAGACUUUUACACCUAAUUUGAGCUUCACUUGAUGGUUUGAAAGGAUUUAUUUUUCAUGACACUACCACCACAACUAACAUCACCACCGCUACCACCACAACUACUUACAUCACCACCAUUACCUCUGUCACCACGACUACCACCAUCUAAAUUUUUGCUCAAAUACAAUAAUAUAUAAUAUCAAAAAUAAAAAAAAAAUACAAAAGAAAAUAAAAAUCAGACCAUUCUUAUUGGUUGAAAGCCCUAUGGUAAUUUGGUGGACGUUAGUUAAAGAUCUUAUCUACCUGUGUCUGUCUAUCUGCCUGUCUGUUUGCCUUUCUCUCUUUCUCUCUUCUUAUCUAUCUAUCUAUCUAUCUACUUACCUAUCUAUCUGCCUAUCUGUCUACCUAUCUAUCUAUCUAUCUAUCAAUCAUGUUAGUCAGUUAACUUUCUGCUCUCUCUCACUCUCUCUCUCUCUCCAUCUUUAAUCACUUCAAUGUUUCAUCACCCUUAUACACACACACCUAAAUACACACACAACACACACACGCACAAACACUCACACAUGUAUUUAAGUUUGAGUUGGUAAGUGAUAAAAACCAACAACCAUUUUACAAAUACAACAACUCAACACAGGUGGUAGAUCCAAAAUCAUUAUACAAAAGGAUCAAAUCUGAUUUCAAUUUUGCCUAUUUCUUGGGUAUUUAAACACAAACUGACCAUUCUGAAGCAUUAAAAAAAAUCUUUAAAAAAAGACAAUUAUAAUAUAAACAUUUUAUUCUUUUUGUUUAUCAUGAGACACAGAUGAACAGACAGACAAAAUGGAAAAGAUUAUUGAACAAAAUGAAAUUUUUUUUUUGCAUCUAA
Messenger RNA from Octopus bimaculoides (California two-spot octopus), 2185 nucleotides. Its product is annotated as phospholipid phosphatase-related protein type 1. Gene Ontology annotation, molecular function: phosphatidate phosphatase activity. Gene Ontology annotation, cellular component: plasma membrane. NCBI's taxonomy places the organism in Eukaryota, Metazoa, Mollusca, Cephalopoda, Octopoda, Octopodidae. The record is from RefSeq and is a predicted model, not a curated record. Gene Ontology annotation, biological process: signal transduction; phospholipid metabolic process; phospholipid dephosphorylation.